CUCUUAUGUAGUUUGUGUUGUACAGAACAAUCUGCUGCUGUUUCAUGUCUCACUGACCAUGAACAAGAUGAAGAAGAAGCUCCCUGAGCGGAUCCUGAAUCACAUCCUGGAGAUUCUCUACCUGCUGACGGGAGAGGUGAGAAAGCACCAUAACGUCACCACGGCAACCGGCUGCAGUGACUCUGUAUUAGUUGCUUAGCAACAGGAGGUGACUGAUGCUCAGAGCGUGUGACUAACUCACUGACGGCGGCUCACAUGACCGGGGACACGAUGACAACAGAGAGAAUACUGACCCACACCCUGCAGAUCAUGUACCUGCUGACAGGGGAGGUGCCUAUAAAGUGCGAUGACGUUGCUGUGUAUUUCUCUAUGGAGGAGUGGGAUUAUAUAGAGGGGCACAAGGAGCUUUACAAGGAUGUCAUGAUGCAGAUUCAACAAGCACUAAGGACUAUCGAGAUCUCAGGAAACGAGAGCUCAGAACUAACAGGGGACAGUGAUGACAAUCUCGACACAGGAGCACAUGUGGAACUUGUACAGAACGUUCAGCCAGUGGAGACCCCAUCAGACAUCUCUGCAGGUGAAAAUGAUAAUAAGAUUUCACAUAACAUGGAACAAGCAGCUGAUCAGUUGCUAAGGAAUAUGACAGAAAAAGCAGAGCAGGAAAUAUGUGACAAUAUAAGUACAGGUGAAUUCACAAACUGCAGUAAUUUUAGUCAUGAACAGACUGCUGAUGCUUCUUUAAAUCUUCUUCAAAAUCAAAAAAGCUGCGUGGGAAAUCUAUGUUCUGAAUGUGGGAAAUGUUUUACAAAGAAAUCAUAUCUCUUUAGACAUCAGAAAAUUCAUAAAGGCGAGAAAGCAUUUUCAUGUUCUGAAUGUGGGAAAUGGUUUACCCAUAAAUCACAUCUUAUUAGCCAUCAGAAAAUUCAUACAGGUGAGAAAGUAUUUCCAUGUUCUGAGUGUGAGAAAUGUUUUACACAGAAAGUAAAUCUUGUUGCUCAUCAGAAAAUUCAUACAGGAGAAAAAACAUUUUCCUGUUCUGUAUGUGGGAAAUGUUUUAAUCGUAAAGGUAAUCUAGUGGAUCAUCAGAAAAUUCAUACUGGAGAAAAGGGAUUUUCAUGUUCUGAAUGUGGAAAAUGUUUUUCUCAAAAAUCAUAUCUUAGUCUUCAUCAGAAAAUUCACACGGGAGAGAAAGCAUUUUCAUGUUCUGACUGUGGGAAAUGUUUUAUUCAGAAAUCAACUCUUAUCAGGCAUCAGAAAAUCCAUACAGGAGAAAAGCCAUUUUCUUGUUCUGUUUGUGGGAAAUGUUUUAUUCAAAAUCGUUAUCUAGUGGAUCAUCAGAAAAUUCAUACUGGAGAAAAGGGAUUUUCAUGUUCUGAAUGUUGGCAAUGUUUUACUCAAAAAUCAUCUCUUAUCAGGCAUCAUAAAAUUCACACAGGAGAGAAAGCAUUUUCAUGCUCUGAAUGUGGGAAAUAUUUUGUUUUGAAAUCUUAUCUUAUUGGUCAUCAGAAAAUCCAUACAGGAGAAAAGCCAUUUUCCUGUUCUGUAUGUGGGAAAUGUUUUACUCGUAAUGGUAAUCUAGUGUAUCAUCAGAAAAUUCAUACUGGAGAAAAGGGAUUUUCAUGUUCUGAAUGUGGGAAAUGUUUUAUAUGUAAAACACAUCUUAAUAGACAUCUGAAAAUUCAUACAAGAGAAAAUCAAUUUUCCUGUUCAACAUGUGGGAAAUGUUUUAUCCGUAAAGGUAAUCUUGUUGUUCAUUAGAAAAGUCAUACAGGAGAAAAGGAAUUUUCAAGUUCUUAAUAAAAAGAAAUCCAACCGAUGAUUUCUGGUAAAGAGUGCACACUAAAUUAAUGUUAUUUGAAGUAAAAAAAAUGGAUUAAUCUAUGUGAUUAUCACAAUAAUAUCUAUAUAGAUAUGAAAUUAAAAUAUAAUAUAAGGUAUAAAACCGUUAAAAAACGUGAAAGUUCCAAAUAAAAGUCCAAUUGUGCACUUGA
Messenger RNA from Bombina bombina (fire-bellied toad), 1991 nucleotides. RefSeq names its product gastrula zinc finger protein XlCGF26.1-like. Gene Ontology annotation, biological process: regulation of immune system process; regulation of cytokine production; negative regulation of transcription by RNA polymerase II. The record is from RefSeq and is a predicted model, not a curated record. The transcript is spliced from 7 exons. Lineage: Eukaryota; Metazoa; Chordata; Amphibia; Anura; Bombinatoridae. Bases 256 to 1758 code for a protein of 500 amino acids.